AUGGGCACUGUAAAGAAGCAACAACCUAAGCAAGCCAAGUUUGAUAAAAGUGCAACAAACCAACUACAACCCCAGCAAAAACAGCAGCAUGCAAUAGCUAGCACUCCCAAAGAUCAUACUGGGAGCUUGUCCUACGCAGAUAUUGCAAGAAAUGGCAAUACAACAGCCCAGCCUCGUCUACAUAAUGUACAAUUAAAGGGAACUAAUAUUAAGCAGCAACACCCGCUUGACGUUCAGUCAAUAUUGGCACAGCAACAGGAACAAUUUAUGAAGUGGCAGCAACAGCUUCAACAGCAACAACAGCAGCAAUUCCUAUCGUGGCUACAGCAGCAGCAACAGGAGCAACAACAACAAAACAAGUUGAAUAGUCAACGACUCGAAAGGCUGGAAAAAAUUGUUUUUGAAAUGGCCAAUAUGCUGAAGCAACGGACUGGGGAUACAUCGGCUCCCCAACUCCAUAGUAACGCUUUACCAUCGCAAUGA
Drosophila simulans is the source of this 483-nucleotide messenger RNA. RefSeq names its product probable basic-leucine zipper transcription factor Q. Bases 1 to 483 code for a protein of 160 amino acids. The transcript has a single exon. The record is from RefSeq and is a predicted model, not a curated record. NCBI's taxonomy places the organism in Eukaryota, Metazoa, Arthropoda, Insecta, Diptera, Drosophilidae.